This is a messenger RNA of Camellia sinensis, 1590 nucleotides long. The record is from RefSeq and is a predicted model, not a curated record. Lineage: Eukaryota; Viridiplantae; Streptophyta; Magnoliopsida; Ericales; Theaceae.
AUGGGUGUUCAUGUUGAUGAAAACUUAGCAACAAGAACUCAAGGUGUGUACACGUUUCGUGCACAAGGAGACAUAUAUCAUAAGAUUGGGAGUCUCUUACCAAAUUCUAGCGACGGACCGAGAUAUUUGCAACUGUAUGUUUAUGACACUGACCACGAGAAUGAGAAUCGAAUGUCUGAAAAUGAAGAAUUGCACUUGGAUUUGCUUGACAAGAUAAAGAAUAUUUUAAAUACUCAUAAUCCAUUUGUACACACGUUCCGCCAAUUGGCUCAGCGUCCAGACAUACAUGAAUGCAGACUUCAAAUCAAAGAGCAACCACGUAAUAGGCCCCAAUACAGCCUUCAUACUGCUCCUGAAGUUGCUGCAGUUUUAGUAGGUGGCGAAGAAGCUGGAAAUUUAAAACCAAGAGAUAUCAUUGUCCAAUCAACCAGUGGUCACCUCCUAAAUAUUUAUGAUAUUGUCAGAUACUAUGAUCCAUUACAGUAUCCUCUGUUGUUACCCUACGGUUCAUAUGGAUGGGAUGUAAAUACCAAAAGCAAUGAUGGCAGAAAAGUAACAUGUUGUGAUUUCUAUUCUUAUAUGCUACAGAUUCGCCCUGGUGAUCAAUCUCUUUUUCUUCGAGGAGGUCGUCUCUUACAGCAGUAUGUUGUAGAUAAUUACGUGAAGAUUGAGUCCAACAAAUUAAGAUGGAUACGUACUCAUCAGAAUCACAUUCGAGUAGAUUUUUAUCAAGGUCUUCUAGAUGCAAUACAUGCUGGUGAAAAUUCUGGAGGUAAUGUUGGUCGUAGAACAAUAUUGCCAUUGUCAUUUGUUGGUAGCCCACGAGACAUGUAUCAGCGAUAUCAAGAUGCAAUGGCUCUGGUCCAAAAGUAUGGAAAACCUGAUCUUUUCCUUACGAUGACCUGCAAUCCAAAUUGGCCUGAAAUUAAAGCUGAGUUGCUACCUAGCCAGUCACCACAUGAUCGUCCUGAUUUGCUAACAAGAAUAUUUCAUUCAAAAUUUGAUGAGAUGAAGACCGACAUUCUUACAAAACAUGUGCUCGGGAAGGUUCUCGCAUAUGCAUAUGUUAUUGAGUACCAGAAAAGAGGCUUACCACAUGCCCACAUGGUCAUUAUUUUGGAUGAAAAUGAUAAGUUACGCACUCCUGAUGAUUAUGAUAACAUUGUCAGAGCUGAAAUUCCAGACAAGAGAUUAGAGCCUAGAUUAUACAGUGCAGUUCUGAAACACAUGAUACAUGGCCCAUGUGGAAUGUACAAUGAACGGUCCCCGUGUAUGACAAAUGGUCGGUGCAAAAGACGUUUCCCAAAGCCAUUUUCUUCAAUUACUACACUUGGAAACGAUUCACAUCCUAUUUAUCGAAGAAGAGAAGGGGAGUCAGUUCCUGUAGAGAGUAAUCCAAGCAUCUUGGUGGAUAAUAGUUGGGUCAUUCCAUACAACCCAUGGUUGCUCUUGAAAUAUGAUUGUCAUAUCAAUCUUGAAAUUUGUAGUAGUGUUACAAGUGUGAAGUAUUUAUACAAAUAUGUUUAUAAAGGGCCUGACCGUGUUGCACUAGAAGUUCGUCAAGGUCCUAAUUAUGACGAAGUAGAAUAG